GCCUCUCAAUGUCUGUCAGCUCCUCAAAAACCUUAUUAGCUGACCACAACAGCACCUGCAGGAUAAAAUCCAAAGAAUGAAGUACGCACAAUAUUUUUUCCUGGCCUCAAUCUUUUCCAAUGUUGAAUAUAGCCUGGCUCAGUCCUGUGCAGUGGAGUCUUUCGCUGUGAAGGACAAUUUUGAUCCAAAAAGGUAUGCAGGGAAAUGGUAUGCCCUGGCCAAGAAGGAUCCAGAAGGCCUUUUCCUUCAGGACAACAUCUCUGCUGAAUACACUGUGGAGGAAGAUGGCACAAUGACAGCAUCUUCCAAAGGCCGUGUGAAACUUUUUGGGUUCUGGGUGAUCUGUGCCGACAUGGCUGCUCAGUACACUGUACCUGACCCAGCCACUCCAGCUAAAAUGUACAUGACCUACCAGGGCCUGGCCAGCUACCUCUCCAGUGGUGGGGACAACUACUGGGUGAUUGACACCGACUACGAUAACUAUGCCAUUACCUAUGCCUGCCGCAGUCUGAAGGAGGAUGGCUCCUGUGAUGAUGGCUACUCCCUGAUCUUCUCACGGAACCCCCGGGGCCUGCCCCCUGCCAUUCAGCGCAUUGUGCGCCAGAAGCAGGAAGAGAUCUGCAUGUCUGGCCAGUUCCAGCCUGUGCUUCAGUCAGGGGCCUGCUAGAAGGACACUGCUGAUCCUAUCCUUAAGUACAGACACCAGACCUCUUGGUCUUGAAGUUGCCACUCAGCUAA
This is a messenger RNA of Calypte anna (Anna's hummingbird), 738 nucleotides long. RefSeq names its product purpurin. The transcript is spliced from 6 exons. The record is from RefSeq and is a predicted model, not a curated record. Lineage: Eukaryota; Metazoa; Chordata; Aves; Apodiformes; Trochilidae. Gene Ontology annotation, molecular function: retinoid binding; retinol transmembrane transporter activity. Bases 77 to 667 code for a protein of 196 amino acids.